Molecule: messenger RNA, 1226 nt
Organism: Chara braunii
Lineage: Eukaryota; Viridiplantae; Streptophyta; Charophyceae; Charales; Characeae
Source: the annotation of a GenBank genome assembly
GGCGCAGCAGGAAAUUGAACACACUCAACGGACACACACACACACACACACACACACACACACACACACACACACCACACACACACACACAGAGAGAGAGAGAGAGAGAGAGAGAGAGAGAGAGAGAGAGAGAGAAUGGAGCGAAUAGGGAAUGCGUGCGGGCAGUCGGGGUAUUUAGAAGUGGGUAGGGGAGGGAAAGGUGUGGAGGGAGGAGGAGGUUGGCGGGUGCCAUACAGUGAGGUGGUGAUGGAGAAUGGCAGGCGGUCUAGGGUGUAUGUGAAGACCCCCGGCCGAACUCGCAUAUCAAGCAUAAUGUCCCCGAUGAUGAUGAACAGCAACAUCGACCCGCCAUCGCCCCUGUUUCUCUCUGGAGGGAGGAAGGUUCUCAGUCGAUCGUCCAUAACCUACUCGCGCACGUCGAGAGCUCGAAUCCGAUCUGGGUAUCGUGAUUACUCUAACGAUCGCGAUGCUUUGUCUGAUUUGGAUGGCCCUAUGGAUGAUGACUCGGACAGCGAUGAAGAGUGGGCUUUAAUGCAAUCAUCGGACUCAGAUUCCUCAUUGGCCAGUCCUUCAGCGACGUCUCCUUCCUCUACCUGCUCUGAUUCCUCUUCUUACUCCGACAAAUCCUACUCCUCAUCGUCCUCCUCCUCUUCCUCUUCUGUCAUCCUUCAGCCUGAUCUCGUCUCCACGGUCGUACGUGCCGUUGGUCCUGUGUUUAGGCUUUUCUUGAGCCCCGCAUUUUUUACGAAGAGGAUGAAGAGUCAGUGUAGGAAAAAGAACAGCGGCGGCGGGGGUAGUGGGAACGGGAAUAAUGACAAUGAAAGCGCGAAGAAGGAAAAGAAGAGAGUGAAGGGAGGAGGAGGAGGAGCGGGAGCGGGAGGAGUAGAUGGAUGUAGAACGAGACCAGGGGCAGGUGUAUCUGUCAAACGGUUCUCGUCGUCAUUCUUAUCGUUUUAGGAGGGAAAACAUGUAGGAAAGAUAAAGACAUGAUGUGCGUUCUUGCACUACAUAUAUAUGCGCAUAUGUCAAUUUCGCUCUCCUCGGCCAUAAUCGCCUCCUUAGGUCGUCUGUCUCACUUCGCCGUAAGGUAAGGAGCUGGUAGGUAUCUUCCUCUUUUGUUGAAUGAUAAAUCUGAGCGGCUAAGUCCCUAGUAAUUAACACAAUCGAGUCCAAUCAGUCCAAUCAGUCCAAUCAAUCCAAUCAAUUAAUCAAUUAAUCAAUCGAUC